Strongylocentrotus purpuratus (purple sea urchin) is the source of this 3780-nucleotide messenger RNA. RefSeq names its product formin-like protein 14. The transcript has 3 exons. Gene Ontology annotation, molecular function: transcription cis-regulatory region binding. Gene Ontology annotation, biological process: regulation of DNA-templated transcription. The record is from RefSeq and is a predicted model, not a curated record. NCBI's taxonomy places the organism in Eukaryota, Metazoa, Echinodermata, Echinoidea, Camarodonta, Strongylocentrotidae. Gene Ontology annotation, cellular component: nucleus. The coding region runs from base 466 to 2019 and encodes 517 amino acids.
ACCGACUUUUUAACUCCACAGUAUUUGUUACUCGAUCUAUUAUAGAUGUUCUUAUCUUUUAAAUAGCUAAUUCUCCACGGGUAUCUUAGAUGUCUUUAUUCCAAGACGCGCACGCCGGAUUAAGACACAUUGUUUGGGGCACGCUUUUGCUUUGGGACGGAGUAGAGCUGUGAAUAGAGAAAGGAACAAGAGGGCUUAAUCAUGACACAAUAGGCGACGGUAACUCCUCCAUCCGGACGACAGACGGGGUUUAUUCUAAGAGCAAAGAAAACCCCUAAACAGAGGUCCGAUCGUUUAGAUGGUUAAUUUAUUUGGGAUCGCGAAACACACAAUAGAGUUUUUAAUCAGUCCUUUAUGUAUGUUCCGUUUUACAGGCAUUUAAAUAUUGAAGAGAGUCAUUCGGUUGUCAGAGCUCCGUGGGAAGAGGUAGGAGACAAGUCAUUUGGACGUUAGCUGGCAAGUUACAUGCUCUUUGUAAGACAGGCUCUUUCUGGAAAUCAUUUGCUGAUCAACAGAUAUCGGGUCGAGACCACUCUAGACUGUCGUGCCAAUAUCUGGAAGAUGUCACCAGUUGUAAGCAGAAAUCGAAUGCGAACUCGAUCCGUAAGUCGAGGGGAUACAUCAGAUAGUUCGAUGAUGAAAUCACCGUUGAAACAUCAGCACCUAGGACGUCGCCAAUCCCAGGUCGACGAUGAUACCAUUAUGACGCCGAGAGAACUUGCAAGGACGAUAGCUGAAUUCCGAGUAGGGUUAUCAUCAUCUUUAUCAACUUCAACCAAUGAUUCGAAUGACAUGGAGGACUAUAAGAAUACUGAUGCUGAUAACCAGAUGGAUACUCAUCUUGAGAAAGAUGAAAUUGCAUCAGGCUCUGAUCAGUCACUUGUUACUCCACCACCUGUCUUCAAGAGUACAAGCAGCUACGAGCCAUCGAGUGAGAAUCCUCCUAUAAACCACACCCAACCCCCUAAUGCCAUGCCAUACAGCUUCCAAACAACUCAGCCAGAUGACAGUGGGAAUGCAUCUUCAGAAGAACCCACAUCAAGGCCUCCUACAGGAUCACAUCGGAGAGGUUUUACAUCAAGUGAGAAAGAACUCCUCGAAGCUGCCUUCCACAUCUCAGAUAAUCCAGGCACAGCUACCAUGAAACUACUUGUACAUCUCACUGGGCUUGAUACCAAGAAGAUCAGGGGGUGGUUUCGGACGAGACGAAUCCGUCAAGAAAAAGAGGAAGCAAAGGCGGAGUCAUCUGAGAACACACCACCAGUGACUGAACCAAAACACCAGGUACCUCCUCAGUACUGGCCAGAACCCUUGAGAUUCUCACAUAUGCAACGGCCAUACCCAGUACCAGGUCACCACUACAGAGCUCCACCAGGGUUAACAGCAAUGGCUUCAGGGACACCUUCAAUGUCAUCAACCUUGCCAUCCAAGGUACCAUCAGGCUUCUUAUAUCCAGCACUACCACCGUCAGCUGUACCAACCAUGGGACUCUUGCCUCCACCACCAACCCAGUGGUAUCCACCAUUGGGUUUUAAUACUGGUCCACCACCACAGCCUUCCAUCUCAAGUGAGGGUCAGUUACCAUCAGGUUUACCAUCAACAUCAAAUACAACACCAACUACAGGAGCACCGAAGGCACCAACUGGACCUUGGUACCCAUCACCCAACACUGGCCACCCACUGCAAGGUGUCAUCCCACCGUCCAUUCCUACACCAGCUGGUUUCCUUCAUCCCUGGUCAUCUGUAGGAUGCUAUGGAGCACAGGGUGUCACCCCUCAGCACCCAAGCGUACCACCAUUCCUCUCACAUCCAGCCGUGCCAUACUGCAAUCCUUGGUAUCCAAUGCUACCAACUCCUAACUUUCAGAACCCAGUGCAUCGACAGAUUGGAGCACGAGCCGAGACUUCAGUAAUGAAUAUAACAUCAGCCUCCUCGACAGUUAAACCAAUUUCUUCCCAAGUGACAUGCACCAGACAAGAGCCCUCUGGGGUAGAGUCUGAAGCGUCUUCCACUGCUUAAGAUGCUGCUAAAAACAGUCAAGUCCUUGGUUCUUUGAAGCUCAGGCAUGUACUAGCAUAUACAUGUACCAGCACUAACUCUACCGGUACAAUGAUUGAAAGACUCUUUUGAUCGUAGCAUACUUAUCAAGACAUUAAACUGUACAACUCAUUGACAGUCUUUUUUUUUGGUGUAAGAAAUAUCCCUGUAAAUAUUACUCCCAACUCCAUGAUGUUAUGUAAACAUACUAUCUGUUCAUUUAGAAGAGUAAAACAUGUGAUGAUUAAUAUUGUUAUUAAGUUUAUUGUGACAGAGACUAUAUGAAAUUUAUGACUUAUAGCAACGCUUUAUGCCCAAAUUUUGUUCUUCCUUACAUGAUCUUCCAUCUCAAAUUCGAUGACAACUCGGUAGUUUUGUUACAAUGACAAAAUCUCAUUGCCAUGCUUGGGGCUUGCUCCUUGCAAAUAUUUGUUGGGAAAUUAGUGCAAAGUAAAGUACGGUAUAUUAUCUUAAAAGGCACAUUAUGCAUUUUCUAAAUUUUGUGUCAUCUCUGGAUUUCUCUGUAAAUCUCUGUGAAGACCAGAAACUUUUGCAAAUACUGUAAACAACCAUCAUUUUGACGGCAUGACAUUUUCAGAAUUGCACAAAUCAGUGUAUGACAGUUGUGAUUCCAUUAUUUGGUGGCAUAAACAUUUUUACAAAUCUGAACUACAACUGUAUUUGCAAAAGUUGUGUUUAUUUAUACAUGCAAGGUUUUUUUAUAUGACAGUUUAUGAGAGGAUGUAAUAUAUUAUAAGAUUGAUUUCAACUAAAAAAAAUAACUGAAAACAACAAAAAUAUUCUAAUCAUUAUUAGUGUUUCAUUUUAUUUUACAUAACUUGUCACAUAUAUUAUCAACAGAUAGUGGGGCAUUUACAUCCAUGCAUUGUACAUUACCAGUAAGUUACAAAAUAAUAUAUAUAUGUUUAAAUAAAAGGUAUCUUCAAACAACAUUGUACAUGAAUUCACUGUGUCUAGUUUCUAUGCAAGCAAUAAGAGAUUUCAAAAUGAUCACUGAUAAGCUUACUUUUAGAUGAUCAUUUAUCAGUUUAUCUACUGUUAUUUAAUCAUUAUUUGAAUGUUUUCUUACACUUUCUCAAUUGACAAAGCUCCUCUGCAAAAUCUCUCCUUAUAAUAUCAACUUAUGAUACAUUAACUUUCAUUCAAUGUAAAUAUCACACAGUGUGUAUACAUGGCAAGCAAGAAGUACAUGUUUAAUUUACAAAUUAAAAUGACAUACAAAACACUAUUUUAGCAGUACUCUGAUAAAAUAGAUACUGUAUAAAUAAUGUUGUAGUCAUCAUCAUCAUCAUCAUCAUCAAUAUCAAUACAAUCAUCAGGCAGCUGUAGUUCUUAUAGAACUGGUGAGUUUGCAUACUUCAACAUUGAAAGAAUAAAAUAUGAAAGAAAAAAUGUCAGCAAAAAUUUCAUUUUCAUAACUCUCAUAAUUCUGUUCAGGCUGAAAUACUAAGAUCUACAUGUAUGUCCUGAAUGAAUUGUUUAUAUUUGUUUCAGUUAUCAAGUCAUCCUUGAAGAGAUAAGUACAAUCGUUCAGUAUAGCCAUGCAUAUAUUGCCAUUAUUUUGCACAUAUAGAUCUAAAAAAGAGCUUGCAAUCAAAAAACAAAUCUCCCUCUCAUCGAAGUCAGCACUAUACCCUAUAUGAAUGCCAGUUCUAAUAGUAUUUUUAGCAAUGGCUAAAACAAAUUAAAAAAUUAAUAAAUAAAAUCCUUCAAACAUUUCAA